CGCAUUCCAACCUGCAUCACGACUCUUCUUCUUCUCCAUUGGCGACGAAACCAAGGGAGUUCGUCGAUCACGCUGCCUGAGACGUCGCCGGGAAAGAGAACUUCGCCGGAGCUUCCGCCGGAAUCUAGGUGGGGAUUAUUUGUGAUUUCUUCAUCAAUUCCAUUGAGGUAGGGAUCAAGGAUUGGAUGAAAAGCAGCCUGGAGGACAGUGAAAUGUGACGCUGGUGGAUGACCCAGAGCUGUGUUGAAAUUGAAUUAAAUACUUGUUGACUUUUAUGUUAUUUAAAUUACAAGAAUGCUUGACGAUGUUUUUUUAAAGGCUUCCGCAACGUUUUAGUUAUUUACUCCGAUUAAUUAUGAGUUGUUUCUAAAUAAAUACCAUGAAGCCUCCCCUGAUCCUUCGUUUGAUUUUAAAACGGGGGCAAAAUUUUUGCCUUUUCAUAUUUUCUUAUUCCUAAAGAGGUUGGCGGCAAAAUAGACUCGGUCUUUUUUUUUUCACUCACAAACGAUGAAGAACUUGGACGAGGAGUUCAAUAAAACAAGGCCAACUUUCUCAUAAAGAUGAUCACCAGACAAGGAUUCCGACAUGUGAGAAUCUUCCAUUCUCUCCCUAGCCCAACUUGUGAUCGCCAGCACCUCCUCCUCUCUUUCUGUAAAGACCUCCAUUCUCUCUUGCGAGUUCAUGCUCACUUCAUCACCUCAGGCUUCGAACUCAAAUGCAGCACCAAAACCCGCCUCGUCAAUCUCUACGCUUCGUUUGGAAGAUCCCAUUUUUCACGGUUAGUUUUCGACUCUGUUCAAAACCCACCUGGGAUUUUAUGGAACUCAAUGAUCAGAGCUUACAACACAGCCAACCAGCAUCAAGAAGCACUCCAGAUGUUCGAUUUAAUGACGGAGAGAGGUUGUCAACCAGACAAGUAUACGUUCACCUUUGCGCUCAAAGCUUGCACCCAUACGUUGAACUUGGAAAAGGGUAUUCGUAUUCACAAUGAUGUGUCUAGGAGGAACCUUGAAUGUGAUGUUUUUAUUGGUACCGGACUUGUCUCCUUUUAUUGCACACUUGGCGAUUUGAAUAGUGCCAGGAAGGUGUUUGAUAAAAUGCCCAAAAAGGAUGUGGUUGCUUGGAAUGCAAUGAUUUCAGGGCUUUCUCAGAUUUCAGAUCCCGCAGAUGCAUUAGACUUCUUCAAGUACAUGCAGUUUAGUUGCAGGGUUAAGCCUAACCCAGUAGGCUUAUUGAAUCUGCUCCCUGCUGUCUGCAAGUUAAUGGAUGUAAAGGUUUGCAGUUCCAUUCAUGGAUUUGUUUACAGGAGGGAGUUCCCCAUUUCUGUUUAUAAUGGGUUGAUUGAUAUGUACUCAAAAUGUGGAUAUAGCGAUGUAGCUCACCAAAUCUUUAAUCAGAUGAGAGUGAAAGACGAUGUUUCGUGGGGUACAAUAAUGGCUGGUCAUGCAUAUACUGGAAACUUCUGUGAAGUUCUGAACCUGUUUGGUGACAUGAAAACAGAAAAUUUGAAAAUGAACAAGGUGUCUGCAGUGAGUGCAUUGAUGGGAGCUGGUGAGAUGCGGGAUCUAGAAAAAGGUAAGGAGAUUCAUGACUACACAACCCAAGAGGGGAUGGAUUCAGACAUUAUGGUUGCCACUUCUCUUAUGACGAUGUAUGCAAAGUGUGGAGAAUUGGAGAAGACUAGACAACUGUUUGGACAGACACACAAAAGGGAUUUAGUUUCCUGGUCUGCAGUAAUAUCUGCAUUUGCCCAAUCCGGACAUCCCAAUGAGGCACUCUCCGUGUUCCGAGAUAUGCAGCACAAGAAUUUGGCACCAAACAACGUGACCCUAGUAAGCGUUUUACCCGCUUGUGCUGAACUGAUGUCCACAAAACUAGGUAAAUCGGUUCACUGCUAUGCUCUUAAAGCAGACAUCGGCUCUGAUCUUUCAACCAGAACUGCAUUGGUAUCCAUGUAUGCCAAGUGUUGUUUAUUCAGUUAUGCUCUACGUGUCUUUAAUAAUAUGCCAUUCAAAGAGGUCGUGACGUGGAACGCUUUGAUAAACGGACUUGCACAGGCCGGUAGGUCUAAUGAUGCCCUAGAGACGUUUUCGGAGUUGAAAUUAUGCGGGGUGCAACCAAACAAUGGAACCAUGGUGGGUGUCCUCCCGGCUUGUGCUAAGUUGGGUGACUUUCAUCACGGGACAUAUAUCCACGGUCAAGUGAUCAAAUACGGGUACGAGUCGGAGCGUCACGUGUCAAAUGCUCUAGUUGACUUUUAUGCCAAAUGUGGGAAACUCUCAUCUUCUGAAUUCCUCUUCAAUAAUGUCCCUUUUGAGAAAGAUGAGGUCUCCUGGAACACAAUGAUUGCAGGGUAUGUUCAAAACGAACGUGUCAAGGAAGCAAUGUCCGUGUUCCGUAGCAUGAUGGUACUAUCGUCUCCCCAGCCUAACGUUGUCACCAUUGUUACCAUCUUGCCAGCCAUAUCAUCUCUUACAUUUUUAAAACAUGGAAUGGGGAUACACACUUACACUAUCAAGAAGGCCUUAUUAUCCAACACCCUUGUCGGGAAUAGUCUCAUCGACAUGUACGGGAAAUGCGGUCGCCUCGACAUGUCGGAGAGACUAUUUCUGGAGAUGAGAAAUAAGGACACGGUUUCUUGGAACGCGAUGCUCGCCGCGUGUUCCGCGAAUGGGGAAGCGGGCCGUGCGAUGUCUGUCUUCUCGUGCAUGGAAGAAGAGGACGGCGUCAAGAUUGACUCAGUCUCUUUCAUCAGUGUCCUGUCCGCGUGCAGACACGCGGGCAUGGUAGACGAAGGGAGGAAUCUCUUUUGGGAUGUGAUGCAGAAGAAAUACAGAAUCAGGCCCGGCGUGGAGCACUACGCGUGCAUGGUGGACUUGCUAGGCCGCGCAGGCUUGUUCGACGAGACCAUGGAGUUGAUAAACAAGGAAAUGCCUAUGAAGCCUGAUGGUGCUGUUUGGGGGGCGUUAUUGGGGGCUUCCAGAUUGCAUUUUAACGUUGAGCUAGCAGAGGUGGCGUUGAAGAAUCUAGUAAAACUUGAGGCAGGGAAUCCGGCUCAUUAUGUGGAGCUGUCCAAUGUAUAUUCACAGUUGGGAAGAUGGGAUGAUGCUGGAAACACAAGAGACAGGAUGCAUGUAACUGGAUUAAAAAAGACUCCAGGGUGCAGUUGGGUGGAGUUUGAGGGAAAGGGGCUAUGAGUUUUUUUUUUUUUUUUAAUUAAAACGCCAUUCUGUAA
Messenger RNA from Cuscuta campestris, 3235 nucleotides. NCBI's taxonomy places the organism in Eukaryota, Viridiplantae, Streptophyta, Magnoliopsida, Solanales, Convolvulaceae. The record is from the annotation of a GenBank genome assembly.